UAGUAGGUGGUGUAUGUGUGGUGAGGAGAUGUUAUGCUUCAACGCUCCUGUGCCUGCGUAUGACGGCUUGAUAUUACAAUUUUAAGACAAUAGGUUACGUUUUGGUAAAGGAUCCUCUUGUCCCUCUUUAUAUUUACAGUCGUGUUUAUUUCAACUAGAUCGCGGGGGGGGGGCGGAGAGGCAACAACCAUCGGUAUUGAAUGCUGGUAGGCAGGCUCCAGUCCAUGGGGUUUUGACGCGGAUUUCUCCGGCUGCGCUGAAUUGCAAGCGGGUACUGUAAACGCAUUUGAGAUAUGGACGCUGUUCUGUGAAGCAUGCUGACAAAUGUUCUUCUCCCAGACAACAAAAGCUGAAGUGGCCGGCUGGUUGGUGAAGCUGUGACCUAUGCAGAGUUGUCUUGGCUGAUGGUCCAGGGGCUGUGUCCUUCCAGGAGGGUAUGCCUGUAUCCCACCAUGCCGCUGCCGGCAGAGUGGCUGCUGUGCCACUCCUUGGUGGCAUGCCUGUUGCUGCACAGCCUGGCGCUCGGGGCCACCACCACGGGCCUCCACGGGGCAAACACCGGCUGCUCCGAGAGCUGCUACUGCUCCGAGAUGGCCGACGGCGGGAGGGUGGUGCGCUGCAGCAACAUGCACCUUGCGGAGGUGCCGCAUGACCUGCCCAAUGACACUCGCCGACUUUACCUGGACGGUAACCUCCUUACCACCAUCCCCGCCGACGCCUUUGCAGGGCUUCCUUUACUCAACGAGCUGGACCUCUCCCACAAUGAGCUAACUCAGAUGGAGCCGGGGGCCUUCCGGGGUCUGGUCCCCUCUCUCAGGAGCCUGGACCUGUCCUUUAACAGACUGACCACACUGGAGCCCGAGGUCCUGGGUGGCCUUAGGGGCCAGGCCAACCUCACCCACAACCCCUGGCACUGUGACUGCCGCCUCCAGGUGGCUAUGCCCCGGCUGGAUCUGGAACCGGCCUCACUGGCUGGCGUGGUGUGCCACACUUCGGAGCCCAAGGACGUUGGCAUAGAUACAGGGGUGCCCUUCAUCAUGGUGGCGGCCGACCUGGACCUGUGCGCAGGGCUCAAGAGGACCACGGACGUGGCCAUGCUGGUGACCAUGUUCGGCUGGUUCGCCAUGGUCAUCUCCUACCUGGUGUAUUAUGUCAGGCACAACCAGGAGGACGCACGGAGACACCUGGAGUACCUCAAGUCCCUUCCCAGCAAACUGGACAGGCCAGAGGAGUCCUCUAAACUCAGCACAGUGGUGUGAGUAAAUUACCAGACCUGGGUCAAAAUGCAUUUUGUCAGUGCUUGAUUUAGCUUGAUUGCUGUGCAAGGGGGUAGAGUUUGCACUUUUGGGACGAUUCUUAGGUAGUAGGUAAGCUAAAUCAAGCGCACCUGUAGUAUUUGAAAGUAUUUGACAUAUAUUUACCUAGGUCAGGUAGAGACACAGGAAAUAACAGCCAAACACCUCAAAGGGAUCAUAAAAGGAAAUGCACAAACUUGGAAAUAGACCGGGAUACUACUGUACUGUACAGGGUUUCACCAGUAAUCCAUUGGAAACGCAAUACCUCACGGUAACAUUUCAUUCAAACAAAUUCACACUCUUUGAUGAAUCGUCAUGAAAUGAAGACUCUUAUUUUUCCCCCACAUAGCUGUUUGUUGAAUGAAGGAAUUAUUUGACACGUUUGUGAAUAUUCUAAAUGUAUUUGCAAAUCAGUCUGUGUCUUUAUGUAAGACACUCUGUAUUUGAAAAUGAUUGAAUUCCAACGAGGUAUUGAAAGGUUGUCAAAUGCAUAACUAUUUCACAAUGGACUGCCGAGGGCACUGUUUCGUUAUUAAUCAGGAAUGCACGAUGUCAUCAAAUGUCCCCAUAUUAGUGAUAAUACUGUGCUUGGCAGUGUAACAGAGACUGCAUUGUUCGACCAGCAUCUGCACUCAUUGAAUGUUGGAUCUUUAUUUUCUGGAUGAGAAGCCCCAUGUAAUCAUCAAACAUUUUACCAGAAAGAAUAAAAUCCUGAAAUGCUCCUUCCUUUUUUAUUUUGGCCACAAUACCAUAUUUUUCCCCCAGUUGUAUUGCGUGUAAUAUUUCAUUUCUCACAAAGUCCGCCUGAACAUGUCACCUUUUCAUCUAUUUUAAAUGAACAAUGUGUUCAUUAUAUUGAAUUAUGAUAUUUGACAGACCGUAGUGCACGAUGGCAAAACUAGUUUAGAAAUAUGAAUUGCGCAACUUCAA
Messenger RNA from Oncorhynchus tshawytscha (Chinook salmon), 2225 nucleotides. Its product is annotated as leucine-rich repeat-containing protein 3B-like. Gene Ontology annotation, molecular function: protein binding. The transcript is spliced from 2 exons. The record is from RefSeq and is a predicted model, not a curated record. The coding region runs from base 405 to 1259 and encodes 284 amino acids. Lineage: Eukaryota; Metazoa; Chordata; Actinopteri; Salmoniformes; Salmonidae.